Molecule: messenger RNA, 3993 nt
Organism: Lepisosteus oculatus (spotted gar)
Lineage: Eukaryota; Metazoa; Chordata; Actinopteri; Semionotiformes; Lepisosteidae
Source: RefSeq, a predicted model, not a curated record
UCUCGCUCUUUUCUGGAGUGGUAGUGCACUGUAGUCAGCUCAGUAUCCUGGUGUAGAGGCUGGGGGGAUGGGUGGCCGUGCCGAUUGGUUGCUCAGAGAUCGAGACAGACACAGCCGGGGCUUGUAUUAAUAUAACCAGGGGCAGGUCGGCUGCAAGAAACAAUCAUCAUUUAUUAAAAACGAAAUAGCAACACGCUAGGCAGACCAGGUAGCACGAACUUCUCGGCACUUAAAUGCAGCGCCAGAAAUGUAAGGAUUUGAUUUUUGGUCCAUCAGAGGAGAAGAGAGAGAGAGAGAGCAGUUAUUUAUUUUCCUGAAGGGGCCGCCGGUGAAGUGGUAAAGUGAAAAUUAUGAGAACAGGCUACGGGCCUAGCUCUGGCGCUGGGAUUUUGAAGAUCCGCUUUCACAAAUUGGAAAAAAGUCACGUUAUAGGUCCAAAUUUGAAGGGGUUUCAACUGGUUUUGUUGUGUCCGAGAUCUGAAUGGGUGCAGUCAUGACACUAUGAAUCAGUCAUGUGAGCUGGCAGGCAGGAAUGCAUUGGAGUGUCGUCCCAGCGCACCGGAGCUCCCGAUUCCCGAUGGCACCCACGCUCCCCGCGGAGGGGCGCAGGGGGCGGAGGCCUCAGUAGAGGGGCCGCGUGCCAUGCAGCUGUCUGCGGGCCCGGCCGGCAAACCCAGCGGCGAGCCCGCGUCCGACCGGAAGGACCCGCCCCCCCGGUACAGCCCGCUCCGCCGCCUCCAGCACCUCGCCUCCAUGGUGAACCGGGCCGAGCUGGGCUUCAAGGGGCGCGGCCCCCCCCCGGCCCCCCGGAGCCCCCCGGGGACGGGCGGCGAGGAGUCUGGGGCCUACUCCUCCGGCCUCGGCCUGGGGCCGCCGCGCCCCGCCCCCAACGGAUACCUGCACUUCGAGUCCACUUUGUUUGACAAGGCGAUCCUGGACGCUGGGGAGGAGGAGGAAGAGGAGGAGGAGGAGGAGGAGGUCGUCGAGGGCGACAGGGAGCGGGACCUGGCGGGCCGCCGCGCGCUCGGGGACGCCCCCGGAGAGGUCCGUGAGGCAGCGGUCGAGAGCCCGCCCGGGUGCUACCCGGCGCCCGGCGACCCGGCCGAGGCCGCGAUGGACGAUUCGGACAGCGGGGACGAGGACUGGGACAGCGACCUGGAGCCGCCCCAGGCUCCGUCCCGGAAGGAGGGGGCGCCGGAGCCGAAGGGCGAGCCUGCGCACGGGAUGGCCGCCCCCCAGGAAGCGCGGCCCGCGGUCCUGCGUGUGAACGCUCCCUGCAGUCCCAAGAAGCGUCCCAGCCCGGCGGUGAAGUACGCGGUGGGGGACCUGGUGUGGGCCAAGUUCAACCGCCGGCCCUGGUGGCCCUGCCGCGUCUGCUGCGACCCCCUCCUGCACACCUUCUUCAGGAUGAAAGAGCCCAGCCGCCGGCCCUGCCGCCAGUACUUCGUGCGGACGUUCGGGGGGAUCCUGGACGAGGCCUGGGUGGCCGGGAAGGCCACGGUGCCCUUCAGAGGAGGCCACCAGUUCGAGUCGCUCCCCGUGCUGCGCAGGAGGGGCAGGCAGAAGGACGAGAACUACCGCUACACGGGCUGGUGCUGGUGCUGGGCUGGUGCUGGGCUGGUGCUGGGCUGGUGCUGGUGCUGGUGCUGGGCUGGUGCUGGGCUGGUGCUGGGCUGGCCUGGUGCUGGCCUGGUGCUGGGCUGGUGCUGGUGCUGGUGCUGGCCUGGUGCUGGUGCUGGUGCUGGGCUGGUGCUGGUGCUGGUGCUGGUGCUGGCCUGGUGCUGGCCUGGUGCUGGUGCUGGGCUGGUGCUGGUGCUGGUGCUGGUGCUGGUUCCUGAGAAGAGAGCGCAUGACGACCUGGUCCAGCCGCUGCCUCAGAUGCUGACUCCGCCCCCUGAGGAGCAACUGAAGGCCCUCUUAGGGCAGGCCCCGCCUGUGGUAGAGCAGACCCCGCCCCCUGACGUCCCGGCCCCUCCCCCAGACACGCUAACCCCGCCCCCGGAAGCUCCAUCCCCUUCGGAGGAGAUGUCCCCUCAGAGCUGUGACAUGGACCUUUCGAAACCCCUGACCCGCCCCCACUCGCCGGACCCGCCCACCGGCAGCCCUGCUCCCACACGGCCGCCUCAGCCGUCAGCAGAAUCAGGAGGCCGAGCGCUCAAAGAAAAUGCAAGCAUUCUGCUGACUGAUUGUGGGUGUUUUAUUUUCUUUUUGUUUUUGUUUUUCCCCCUCUUCUACUGUCCCGUUGGUGGUCAGGAGUGUAGAGAACAAGGUAGUGUGGCUGAGGAGGAGGCGGAGGGACAGGACUCUCAGGAAGUACUGGAAGAGGUGAAGACUGUGAAGAAGAAAGUGCCUGAGCCCAGUCCGUCCUACCAUGGUGCUCCGGCAGCGCCCGCGCAGAGCCCCGACAGGCCGAGGAGCAGGCCCCAGAAGGCAUCUUCUCCUCCGGCGCACAAGGCCAGCCCUGACGCCCGGACCCCCGAGUCGGGAGAGGGGCUGGAGGAGACCCCCGACGCCUCUGUGGACCCCGAGCUGCUCACGGACUGCGAGGCGACGCAGAGCUCCAUGUCCGGCCUGGAGGACGGGCAGCCGGCGGGGAGGGAGGAGGCCGGGCAGGGCGAGGCGGGGCUGUCCGCCAGCAGGAAGCUGACCGGGGAGAAGGGCGGCGCUGCCUCGUUGAAGGAGAACGUCUGCCAGGUGUGCGAGAAGACCGGGGAGCUGCUGCUGUGCGAGGGCCAGUGUUGUGGGGCGUUCCACCUGCAGUGCAUCGGCCUGGCCGAGACGCCCCAGGGCAGGUUCAUCUGCAACGAGUGCACCACCGGGAUCCACACCUGCUUCGUCUGCAAGAAGCCGGGCCCCGACGUGAAGCGCUGCCUGAUCCCCGUCUGCGGCAAGUUCUACCACGGCGAGUGCGUCGCCCGGCACACGCCCACCGCGCCCCAGAGCCGCGGCUUCCGCUGCUCCCUGCACGUCUGCCUGUCCUGCUUCAUCGCCAACCCCGCCAACCCCUCCGUCUCCAAAGGCCGGCUGACCCGCUGCGUGCGCUGCCCGGUGGCCUACCACGCCAACGACUUCUGCAUGGCCGCCGGCAGCGUCAUCCUGGCCAACAACAGCUUCCUGUGCCCCAACCACUUCGCCCCUCGCAAGGGCUGCCGCAACCACGAGCACGUCAACGUCAGCUGGUGCUUCGUCUGCUCCGAAGGGGGCAGUCUCCUCUGCUGCGAGUCGUGUCCUGCUGCCUUCCACCGCGAGUGUCUGAACAUUGACAUGCCCGAGGGCAGCUGGUUCUGCAAUGACUGCCGGGCCGGGAAGAAGCCCCACUACAAGGAGGUGGUGUGGGUCAAACCGCUCUCUCUGCACUCGCUGAGCGGCGCCGCGUGCGCGUGCUGUUGUCGUGUGCAGGGGGAGUUCGUGAACGAGUACGUGGGCGAGGUGAUCGACGAAGAGGAGUGUCGAGCUCGGAUCAGGCACGCGCAGGAGAACGACAUCUUCAACUUCUACAUGCUGACGCUGGACAAGGAUCGGAUCAUUGACGCCGGGCCCAAGGGGAACCAAGCCCGGUUCAUGAACCACAGCUGCCAGCCCAACUGCGAGACCCAGAAGUGGACGGUGAACGGGGACACGCGGGUGGGGCUCUUUGCCCUGGUGGACAUCGCCGCGGGCACAGAGCUCACCUUCAACUACAACCUGGAGUGUCUGGGCAACGGGAAGACGGUGUGCAAAUGUGGAGCUUCGAACUGCAGUGGGUUCCUGGGAGUCAGGCCGAAGAACCAGCCCCCCUCGGAGGAGAAGGGCCGCCGGCUGAAGAGGAAGCUGCCGGCGCGGCGCAAGGGCAGGUCGGAGGUGACCAAGGAGCGCGAGGACGAGUGCUUCAGCUGCGGGGACGGCGGCCAGAUCGUGUCCUGCAAGAAGCCGGGCUGCCCCAAGGUCUACCACGCCGACUGCCUCAACCUCACCAAGAGGCCCGCAGGUAACGCGCCCGUCAGACCUGCCGAG